Chenopodium quinoa (quinoa) is the source of this 1300-nucleotide messenger RNA. RefSeq lists its product as uncharacterized. The record is from RefSeq and is a predicted model, not a curated record. Bases 84 to 797 code for a protein of 237 amino acids. The transcript is spliced from 5 exons. NCBI's taxonomy places the organism in Eukaryota, Viridiplantae, Streptophyta, Magnoliopsida, Caryophyllales, Amaranthaceae.
UUGAUCCUAGUGAGUAGUGACCAACAUUGGUUAACCAAGUUUAGGACCUCGGCUCUUAGAAUUGAAACAUUGCCACUCAAAAAAUGUUGUCAGUAGCAAGGCGACUCCAAACACAAAACCCAUGCCCAUGUCUUCUGCAACUCCGAUUCGCCGGCACCGACGCCGGCCAAUACCGGAACCGCCGUCGUCAUUGUUUUACUGCUUCUAUGAAAAAAACCGACGACAAAUCGGAGUGGUGGGUUAUCGACGGCGAGAUGCACGAAAUCGGAGAGAACGUCCCAUUAAGAGAACGCUUCGUCAUUCCCAGAGAUAAUCUCCCCAAUAGACGUCGCAAGCAGCUUCGCGACCAGUUUAUGCGCCGCACUCGUCUUGUUCUUAAAGACUCUGAGCAAGAAUCUUUCUGCAAAAAGUACAUGCAACUGUACAAUGAGCUCAGAGAGAACUGGGAGCGGUUAUAUUGGGAUGAAGGUUACUCUAAAAAGCUUGCUGCUGAUCAUGCAAACUAUGACUCUCCUGAAGAAGAAGAUGAUGGAGACUUUUCACCUUACAGGAGAGGUGGAUCACAUGCAGGGCAACUUCAGGAACAAGGUUCGUCAAGGAACAGACAAACUGAAACUUGGGAGAAAGUCCACCAAAUUCGGGAUAAAUUUGAAUAUGACAGAGAGAUGAGAAUGAGAGACAAAGCUUUUGCACCAAUGAACACGAGAAACUCUGCUGGUGAUCAUAGAGCAUCCUUCAAGAAUCAACCCUUUGAUGCAGAGAGAUACUUUUCUGGAGAGGAAGAGGAAGAGGAUUAAAAGCUGUUGGAACGGAUUAUAUCAGUUUAUUGACCAUUGUUCUAAAGUUGAGGAAGUUUGGGAAAAAUCUCUUGCUGAAUAAACCACUUUUGAGACACCUCUCUCAAACAACCAACCUAGGGAAGGGUGUUGUUUGUGGAUUACAGAAAAGGUCCUGAAAGUAAAGCUCAGAGUGGUGGCUACGACCAAAGCUCUUAAGAGUUCAUCCUUUUUGGCCGAAGUCCAGUUUCUAAGGCAUUGCCGUAAGUGUGCUGAUUGGUUUGCUGGAAAUGAACAGCGUAGAUUGUAUGAGUGAGAUCUGUAUUAGACAUUGACUUUUUGCUUUUGAUGUAUCAUUUACGAUGAAGAACUUAACUUCAUGAAGGAAAUUUCUGUAGUGCUUCCUGUCAUGUUCUGAUGAACAGGUCUUUAGUGAAACAGUUUUAGGAGUAUAUUAUGUCAAAGAACAAUUUGUGGUGUAUUGGAACUAAUAUGAAAUAAAGAACAAUUUUUAAUAGUAUCAA